Messenger RNA from Linepithema humile (Argentine ant), 2681 nucleotides. Its product is annotated as chitobiosyldiphosphodolichol beta-mannosyltransferase. Gene Ontology annotation, molecular function: omega peptidase activity; mannosyltransferase activity. Gene Ontology annotation, cellular component: endoplasmic reticulum. The record is from RefSeq and is a predicted model, not a curated record. Lineage: Eukaryota; Metazoa; Arthropoda; Insecta; Hymenoptera; Formicidae.
CACUAGUGCAGAAAAUUUAGCAAGGAACGAACAUAAACAGACGAAUAAAUUUUUAGUGUAUCCAGCGGCUGCUUUUUUCAUUCUUUUUCAAAAUGUUGCAAUCAUGGAUGUGGAUUGUUUGGAAUGUAUUAUUUUUUAUAAUCUCUUGGAUUGUAUGCAAAUUAUGCUUAAAGCUGCACAACCGUUCCAAAAAGAGUGUUUGCGUGGUGGUGCUCGGUGAUAUCGGCAGAAGUCCACGAAUGCAAUAUCAUGCGAUCUCAUUUGCCAGAGAAGGCUUUAUUGUGGACAUCAUAGGUUAUCCUGGUUCACCGCCUAUGAAGAAAAUAAUGGAAAAUAAACUCAUACGGAUUCAUUAUCUGCGAUCACCCCCAGAAUUGCUAAAGGAUUUGCCAAGACUUCUGUACUACAUGAUAAAAGUGAUAUGGCAAGUUAAUAAUGUUUGUAUAACAUUAGCUGGGGUACCUCUAUCUGAAUCAUUGAUAAUCCAAAAUCCGCCUACAAUACCAACAAUUCCAAUAUGUUGGUUGUAUUGCAUUUUAACGAGAACGCAGUUUAUAAUCGAUUGGCAUAAUUAUGGACAUUCACUUAUGGCAUUAAGCUUGGGAGAAAAUCAUACUCUGGUUAAAUUGGCAAAAAUGAUUGAGAUAACAUUUGGACGCAGAGCCAACAAUAAUUUUUGUGUUAGUAAUGCAAUGAAAGAAGAUUUAGAGAAGAAAUGGGCCAUUCAAGCUAAAGUUUUGUAUGACAAACCAACAGAAGGAUUCCAUCCAAUAUCAAAAAAAGACAAGGCUGAAUUUUUAAUUAAGUUAGUUCAAGAGUAUAAUUUAUUUCCAUGUUCAUGUAAACAAACUGGCCUUAUUGUAUCCAGCACUAGUUGGACUGAAGAUGAAGAUUUUUCAAUCUUGUUAAAUGCGUUGCAAGCAUACGAAAAUGCACGUGAAAAUAAUGAGUUAAACUUGCCGGAUUUAAUAUGUAUAAUAACGGGCAAAGGACUUUUGAAGGACUUUUACAUGGCCAUUGUCAACUUGAAACAGUGGAAGCAUAUUAAAGUAGAAUCAUUAUGGCUUGAAAAUGAGGAUUAUCCAAAAAUGCUAGCUUGUGCAGACUUAGGUGUAUGCCUUCACACUUCAUCCAGUGGACUGGAUUUGCCAAUGAAAAUUGUCGAUAUGUUUGGUUGCCGCUUACCAGUCUGUGCAUACAAUUUUAAUUGCUUAUCGGAGCUGGUACAACACAACGAAAACAGUUGGGUAUUUACAAACGAAGUAGAGUUGGCACAACAGUUGAAGAUGUGGUUUCAAGAUUUUCCUAAUAGUGAAACACAACAACAGUUGCGGAAAAAGUUUCAAAAGAACAUGUGCAAGCUACAAGAUUGGCACGCUGUGACGAUUGAAAGAAAUUUGAACAAUCGACCGAUUAUUGGUGUGCUGACGCAGGAAAUAAAUUACAACUUAAAUAAGAAAUAUCCCAAUCAGUAUCACAGCUACAUUGCCGCAUCAUACAUCAAAUUUAUUGAAGGUGCCGGUGCUCAACCUGUUCCAAUUUGGAUUGACGGGAGCAAUUCGUAUUAUGAAAAUAUCUUGAGCAAAAUUAACGGAGUUCUAUGGCCGGGAGGUUCGACGUUUUUUUUCCAACGCAAAGGAUAUGCCGAUGCAGGUGCCGCAAUUUACAGAAUUGCGAAAAGAAUCAAUGAGGAAGGUGACUACUUCCCGAUAUUUGGUAUCUGCCUUGGUUUCGAGCUGUUGACAUAUGUCGCGGCAAAUCGCAUCGAGCACAGGACAAAUUGUUCCAGCAAAAAUCAGCCUCUUCCACUAGAAUUUAAAUCUAAUUAUAGAAAAAGCAAGUUGUUUAAAAACGCUCCACGAGAUGUCUUGCAGAUUUUAAGUACAGAAAACGUCACAGCGAAUUAUCAUCAGUUUUGUGUCACGGAGGAAGAUCUACGCCGUGUUAACUUAGACAAUGAAUUUCGCGUGAUGUCAGUAAAUCGAGAUAAAAAAGGUUUAGAAUUUAUCUCUUCGUUGGAGCAUAAGAGCUUUCCAUUCUACGGAGUGCAGUUCCAUCCAGAGAAAAACCUCUACGAAUGGAUAACUGGGAAAAAUAUUCCCCACGGAUCUAAUGCUACUCGAGUAUCGCAAUAUUUUGCCGAUUUCUUCGUUAAUGAAGCCCGUAAAAACUCACACCAUUUCGUGUCGACGCAGAAGGAGAAAGAGAGUUCAAUCUAUAACUAUCCUGUUACAUAUACAGCAUUGAAGAAUUCUUCUUUUACACAAUGUUAUAUGUUUAAAAAAAGUGACCGCAAUUUUCUGAUAGAAAAUGACGUGUAAGACUUAGAGUAAGUUUUAUUCUUAAGCUAGAAAAGUCAUCUUUUUUUUUUUUCAAUUGUACAAAUGUUAUAUCUUCAAUUGUGUGGUACAAAAUAAUUUUAAACGCCUACGUCGAAUCCAUUCCUGCAAGAUGGUUAAACGGGGAUCAUCAAAGAUUGUUAAUUUCACGGAAUAAUGUUGUUAGUAAAUGUAUGACGAAAGACGGCACUGGGGAACACACAAACAAAAAAAAGAUUGGUACGCGCAAUUUCCACAUUUAACAUAACACCAGUGUAUAUUGUGUCACAACUGGAAUACAGAAUAUUACAAUGGUGCAUAAUAAAAUUCUAUACAUAUUUUUGUUCUAUCUAAAGUAAAUAA